This is a messenger RNA of Seminavis robusta, 8718 nucleotides long. NCBI's taxonomy places the organism in Eukaryota, Bacillariophyta, Bacillariophyceae, Naviculales, Naviculaceae. The record is from the annotation of a GenBank genome assembly.
AUGAGCUGGGCCGCUGCGAACGUCCCAAAGGGUGAUAGCAAGGAUGAUCCUUCCAAAGUGAGCAGGAUCCGAAAGCGAGGAGAAACCGUCGAAGCCGCCAUGAGUCGUCUUUCCAAGGCGUAUUCCACGGCGAUGGAAUGCAUCGGCUCUAUGCACUCGCUGAACACGGCCAUGCUCAAGAACUCCAAAGGAGGCACAGAAGAAGAAAAACAAGGUAGUGAUUAUUCUCAGUCGCUGCGGAAAAUGGCCAAGGCAGGUCGUGACAUUCUGGAACAGGCCGUCCUGUUGGAUCCUCUGGUAAUGGCUCAUGCUCCUGCUCUGCAAGUAACGAUGCAGCAAUAUGCCGCAAGACAAAGCGAACAAACCAAUCGCUGGGCGGCACUCCUCAAACCAAGGCCAGAACCUCCUCAGAUAUCCUCCAAGGCUCACCGAAGCACUAUUCGACAGUUAACAUAUCUUUCACUGACCAAUUAUAGCGAUCUCUUGGUGGCGGCUUGUACCCACCAUUCGACCUCUUCUACAGGCCGCGAUUUACUGGAUACAGGUGUGGUGCAAAAAAUCAAAGGUUUCACAAAAGAUUCGACUUGUUGUUGGUCGGAAGACUCGGGAGAAGACGUCCAACGGUUGGCCUUGGUGGCGCUAUGUGAUGCGGCAUCGUUGGAUGGAACUGACCCAGUGGUUUGGUUGAAACUAGCUUGUGCCGCCCGGGCAUUGUGGCAUGGUAUACAAGCCGAUACCACUACUACUACUGGUGGUAGUACCGACAACCAACUUAAUCCGUUCCGGAGACUGGAACGACAUGCCCUGGAGAGCGGUUUCGUGGCACUGCCUCCACAUACACCCCCCAAUAGAGCUCUCACGUUGGCACUGGAUGGUCUCAGAGCCGCUGAUGAUGAAGGACCGGACUCCUACCCGCCACAACUAGUCUCGACACCGCAAAAGCACACGUUGAACCUUGACCUGACACGAUAUUCCUGGUCCUUGUUGGGACGUGCGCUCAUUCGGGCAGUCCGGGAGGGACAGGACGCCAAUCACAACAACGACGAAUCCAUGACACAAACUCCCACACGACAACCGCAUCAACACGUGGCUCAGUUUGGAUCUCCUACAAUAUCCCUGGCUAUAUCGCCCAUGUUACUUCUUCCUUCCUCUGUUCUAACCAUGAUAUUUUCCUACUUGGAAAACAGUUCCAUUUGGAGAUUGGAGGCAACAUGCAGGGCCUUAUCGGUGUCGAUCAUGGCUUUUCGUGCCGUAUUGGAAAAACAGCAAGGUGCAAAAAAGGAUGAAGAGUCAUCAGAGCCUCCAGCAGAUCCCAUGGACAUGGAGGUUUCAACAACAGAGCAAGGACAGUCACAGGAACACCAAUCAACAGAGCCCCCAGCAGAUCCCAUGGACAUGGAGGUUUCAACAAGAGAGCAAGGACAGUCACAGGAACACCAAUCAACAGAGCCCCCAGCAGAUCCCAUGGACAUGGAGGUUUCAACAAGAGAGCAAGGACAGUCGCAGGAACACCAAACAACACCUGGGGAAGAACAACCACCACAACAGGAAGAACAACCAGGACAAGAAGAAAAGCAAGCAGAGCAGCAGGAAGAAAAGCAAGCAGGGCCUCAAGAUGAAGAACCACAGCAGAAUGAUCACCAAGCAAAGCAACAGGAUGAGCAACCACAGCAGAAGCAACAGGAAGCUAGACCUCAAGAGGAUCAACCACUGCAUAGCAAACAACACGAAAAACUGCAGGAAGAACAACCUAAGCAAGACGAACAGCAAACAUUGCAGCAGGAGGGAGAUUCACAGCAGCAGAAGGAGCAGAAAACAGAGCAGCAGAAGGAACAGCAAACAGAGCAGCUGGAAGAACAACCUAAGCAAGACGAACAGCAAACAGAGCAGCAGGAGGGAGAUUCACAGCAGCAGCAGAAGGAAGAACAAGCAAAGCAGCAGAAGGAACAGCAGCAGCAGGAGGAACAGCAAAAAGAGCAGCUGGAAGAACAACCUAAGCAAGAUGAACAGCAAACAGAGCAGCAGGAGGAAGAUUCACAGCAGCAGGAGGAACAGCAAACAGAGCAGCUGGAAGAACAGCAGCAACUGGAAGAACAGCCAAAGCUGCAGGAGGAACAACCUAAGCAAAAGGAACAGCAAGCAAAACCUGUAGAAGAAAAAACACAGCAGAUGGAACAGCAAGAGGGACAAUCGCCUCAGAAGGAACAGCAAGCAAAAUCAGAUAAAGAACAGCCACAGCAAGCAAAACCUCCAGAGGAACAAUCACAGCAGCAGACUGAACAUCAAGUAGAGCGGCAAGAAGAACAAGGAAGGCAGCAAGAGGAACCGCAAUCAAAACCUUCAGAAGAGCAAUUGCUGCAGAAGGAACAGCAAGAGAGAGAAACACUGCAGAAGGAACAGCCAGCAAAACCUCUAGAAGAACCACCACAGCAGCAGAAGGAACAGCAAGAAGAAGCACAGGCAAAGCAGCAAGAACAACAACCACAGCAGGAGGAACAACCAGCAAAACCUCCAGAAGCAAAGCCACAGCAAGAGGAAGCACAACCACAGCAGCAAGAAGAACAACCAGCAAAACCUCCAGAAGCAAAACCACAGCAAGAACAACCACUGACAGCAUUGCCACCAGAGGAACGACCACAGCAGAAGGAACAGGAGCCAAAACCUCUACAAGAAGAAGAGCAUCCACAGGAAAGCAAAGGCAGUGCAAUACAAUCUACAGCAGAGGCAAACAACGCGGUGAUUGAAAACCGUCAAGAAAAGGCAACAACAGCAGAGGGAAGCAACAAAACAUCAGACGUCAACGACAUGGAGAUUGAAAACGCAAAAGAAACAAAAGAAGCCGAAAGCAAAACCACUCAAGAGACUGGAGCAGAGGAAAACAGAAGCAGCAAGGAAGCUACAAAAGAGAGAAAGCAGCCAAAGGAUGAAACUGUUCAAGUCGCUGCCGAGGAGCAGGAUAAUGGUAUCGCUGCAGGCAGUGCCGCAGCACCUGCUCCAACCAAUACGUCUCACGAAGGGAAUGCUGAUACAAAUGCACCUGCAAGUGCUGUUAAUAGGACGACUACUGCAUCUACCAGUAACACUGGAAGCAGCCAGAGAUCGGCCAGAUCCAGCAAACGCACUGCGGAAGUUCCUGCGCGAGUCAGUCGCUCGUCGAAGCGCGUUCGAAGUCAACAGAUUUCCUCCGACAAGAAGGAUGAGCGCCGUCGCAGGCGAAAGUGUGUGGGAUUUUGUCUCCGUGCUGCAACCCUAGCCUGCUCGGUAGAGGAAGAUAAACCAAGAGAUGUCGUGGGUCUAGUCGACUGGGACUUGAUUCGCGGCGAGGGCUGGAAGCUUCCCUCGACGCUCGAAGGACGUCAGUCGUUGCAGGCCAAGGGAAAGCAACCCGCAGCUGAAGAGUCACGUCAGAGCUUUGAAGCUGAAGAAAGAGUCGGUGGCACUUCACUGUCUGCUUUUCUGAGGCGCUUAACCUCCAAAAGAGGAAGAGCUCUUGAACUGCUGCAGCAGUACCUAGGCCACGUGGCUGUCAACGUUGAAGCGGUCUUUCUCGUUGAUCCUGGCGACAACAUGGUACUGACAACGACUCUCAAGGGGUGUUACGAAUUGCUUUCCCACCAUAGAUUUCACAACGCAAUCGUACCUAGUUUUUUUGAAGAGGGGAAACAAAGCUUAUCUGUCUUGUCGACGCAAGAAAAGUUGGAGCUUCUGGCGAUUGAUGUGUUGCAUGCAGAGCUAAGGUUCAAAACAUGUGAGCGCCAACAGGAUAUGUUGUAUGAUUUUGACGGCGACCCGAACUUUGUUAGCUUGAUGGUUUCGGUGCUGUUGCGUGGUGUCUCGCGGCUCGAUGACGAAAUGAAGGGAACAGAAUGGGAACGGGAUUGGUUGAAACUCAAGGCCAGAGUGAAUUGGCUAGUUGCGGGUAUCUUUCUGUGGAGGUCACGAAUCACCAAUUGUGUUGGCGAAUCCAUCGACGCGGAAGAGCAAGGUCUUGAAUUCAUCGACGCGACCGUCGAGUGCUUGGACGGGUCGCUGGAUCUCCUUCGGGAAUUGGCUACUCCGCAUCUCCUGUCCCCCGGACGAAGCGGGGCUCACUGGAAAGCGCUCUCCAAAGAGAGCCUGUCUGCUUACAGGGAAGAAAUCGAAGCAUCCUCCCUCAUUUCGCAAGCACAGCAUCAGUUUCAAGAGCGAGUGGCGCUGAUUGUGAAGCGCACCAACGCAGAAGAUAUGUCCACUUUGGAGGAAGGGGAUGUAUCCGCGUUCGCUGGGAUAUGCGAUACGCUGUUGAAGCGAUAUGGCGCCGAAUUUGGUGAGGAGGGGAGCAAACACAGGGAGCUUCUGGACAACCUGAUGUCAGUGGCCGGAGAUGAGACGUUCCAGGGUCCCGCUCCGCCUGUUUCUACUUCCGAAGAAAACGAUUUCCGCUCUGAAGGGCUUGAUGCGAUUAUCCCGGUCGGGUCUUUUGAUGCAAGACGGCUGUCGAAAAUGUCCAACCCCAGCAUAUUGACAAUGCUUGUGUCCUGCCUUCAGGUGGUUCCUGGCAAACAUGUUGAGGUGGUGCAAACAUUGACCAGGCUAGUGUUGACUUGCCUGGAUCGAUAUGCUCAGAAGUGUCAAAGCGAAGCUCACGAAAAGCAAACGCAAACGCAGCCCGAUGAAGACGAAAGCGACAGCGAGGAUCUGGAUUCAACUGACAUGGAAACGGAUCAGUCAGACAAAGGUGGGCCGAGUGCUGACGCGCUGAAAGUCGGUCGUAUGGUUGUGCGUUUGUUGGGCAAAUUGCGACGAGCUGUGGAGGGUCUGCCAAGCGCAGAAAUGAAGGUGCAAAUCGCUUCUUCCAGAGAGUUUGUUCACAUGCUUCACCAUUGUCUUGCGUUGUGUUCAUCCUGGGCCGACGACUUUGUACGACAACCGUCGGCACUUGAAAGUUUACUCGAUCGCGACGUUUUCGUGUCAACUCGAGAUCUGGUGCAUUCCUUUUUCGCUCUUCCCGAUAUGGAUUGCCUCAAAGAGCUGUAUUUUGGAGGCCUCGCGAGAGUCAUCACCAAAUCACAGGUCUGUUUUGCCUCAUUGGUUCGCGUGCAAGGGACCAUUCGAGUUAGGCGGGCUGUGAGGCAGCGCAUUUGCAUUCAACGUGCCGAGUUUAUCGCUGUAGUACUCUGUGAGGUUGCCCAUCUUCUGUCGGAGAAACGGAAUCUGUUCCGCGUCAACGGAAGUCACAUACUGCGAUCGGAGCUUGUGGCAAACACGAUAUACGAAGCUAAGAACGUGGGGGAACCCUUUCAAGUUUUCGCCCUUUGCGAAUCGCUACUGUGGUUCUGCAUGUAUUCGAGAGACGGGAACGACGAUGCUGCAACGUCGUUCGACAAGCCCAUCAUUCAAUGUUUGAGAGUUCCCCUGGCGACUGCGAUUGUAAGUCUAUGCGGUUCCGCUUCGGCCACGAGACCAGACGCGAGACACACGUCCAAAAGGAAAGCCAAGCACCUGGUUUUCGAUGAAGAGACGAAUGCAGACAGGCUAUCCCUUGUUCACUUCUUGGACUCAGAUGCCAGCGUUCAUGAUUACUCUGAGAACGAAGACGAGAUGCAGCAAGAUGGUUCAAAGAUGGAACUGCUGAGGGUGCUUUGUCACAUCGUACAUUGUUGUGCGAUCGUUUUCGGAAGAAUCGACGAAAAAGAGAUCGUCGCAUUCGACAAAUGCGAGACGUACAAGACGCCUCACGGUCCUUUGUUGCCAUUGGUGGUUACUAGGGUGCUCAACCAUGUCGCCGAUAUCUUGCUCGAACAAUUUGCAGAUGAUGACGAGUCUGAGAGCAACCAGGGUGUUUGGGCGGACCAGUAUCCCUUCGCUACGGGUACCAUCGGUUUACUUCUUGAUUCGGCCUUGUACAAGGCAUACCGACUCUUGUUUGGGUUCACCCUUCAAGGUGGGAAUGAAUUUUACUCGAACAAGGAGCACGUGAAGACUGGCAGCGCUGAUGUCGAAAUUGCCAAAAAGUCUGCUCCAGAAAACGAACACUCGGCAGCUCAGCUGUAUCGAUGCAUCCUGCGAGCGGGAAAGAAAAAGACUCCACCCAGAGCAGCAUUUGAGACGGUGGCCUCCGCAUUGCCACCGCUAGGACAAACAUCGAAGUCAAAAUUGAUGAGAUCAUUCUUGUUCUCAACAGAUUGGGAGAACUUUGAAGUCAAUGCCAUCAAACCAAUAAUAACGAAAGCUCCUGGAUGGCAAGAGCAUUUUGUUCUGGCGGAUCAGUGCUUAAGUGACCAGGAAGAAGACCGGGGCAAGGAUGAAACACAAGAUGCACCUGUCGACGAAGUUGACAUUGUUCAAAAAGGACUCCUCACACAAUUGGCACAGGGUGAUCUCCCCACUUUUUCGAAUGAAUUUGGCGCCAAAGAGGAGGACCAAGCAAUUGAAGAUGCACUGUCGCGGAAGUUCUUCGCAAUUUUCAACACGCUUUGUUUCGGCGACUCUUAUUCAGUCCGUGGGUGGUUCCGGGCUUCCCAAUGCUUGAUGCUCAAGUACAACUUCAUUGCAGAUCGACUGGGCCUUUCUCUUGGUUUCUCCAGGAAUGCGAAUUUCAUCAUCCCAGAACAGCGCCCUCCACGGGUGCAUCGUCUUCCUGUCGCAGCAAUCGAGGAGAAGCAGAAGCAAGAACAGAUCAUGGCAGAGGCUGGGUGGAUUCCUUUCCUGUUCUUAGAAGACUUAUCAUUGUACGUGAAACACCGCUUUUCCGACACAGAAUCACUGAAAUCGUUGUCAGCAUUGGUUCCAAAGGGCCACGGCGAAGGAACAGACGACGCCACCAGACGCUGCCGACGAGUUGACGUAGAAUUGGGGAACAUGCUCGAUAAAGGGUGCCUUAUUGAAUGGCAGCAGGCUUGGGGAGGCAUGUUUGUCUCCGCACUACAGAAGAUGGCAGUACGUUGUAUGUGCAUGGCGGUAUGGCUAUUCUACAAGCUCCCUGAAAAGAUGGAUCCCGAAGACAAGGAGUUAAUGCCGGAAAUAUUCGAGGCAUUGGGGACAACUUUCUAUGCGAGCCUUAUGGCCUCCCAGAGCUACGGAUACCCGAUGCACGUCAUGCCGAAAAAUCGCAAACGAAACCUUGCGUUUGCGUCUCUGGAAUGCUUCCAAAGAGCAGUAGAAGUUGAAAGAGAAUUGGACAGCGAAACAGAGACUUGGGACUUGAGUUUCAUGAUCGGGAAGUGUCACGAAAAAAUUGCCCGGACGUAUGAGCUCGAAGGAUACCCAACCGCAGACGGCUCUUGCCGAAUUUACGAGGAGCACAUGAAAGCAGCACUUGCUGCGUACUGUGCAUCGCUUGAUGAAAAGCCCGCCGAUGGAGUGGAAGCUGGAGGGAGUUCUCAUGGACGUCUUGAGAUAUUUUACAGACUGCACGCCUCUCGCUUGAAGUGCCUCUUGGCGGCUGCUCUUGCGAAUGCAGACGAACGCAAUCUUGCCGAGAAUGAAGCACUUCGACUAACCGAAGAGCACUUUUUUGCUACUACUUCUGGUGAUGCUGACAAGGACAAUUCGAAAGAGCGCAGCAUUCGGGAACGAGUUUGGAGUGUCCUGGCAGACAUCGUGUCGGCACUGGCUCAGUGCAGACAGGACCACGCGUUCUUUCACCGGUCUGUAUACAGACACGCCCAAGCGCUCAUGUGGAGUCCUGUACUGUACGACCCUCGCACUGGUUGGAUAACGGGGAGCCGAGGCAAAAUCCCUCCAUCCAAGAGCUGCCAACUGCGAGGAUGCAACCAAGCGACCAAUGUUGCCAUGAGCGCACUGGCAGUGCUGAGUGUGCUCUUCGAGAAGAAACGGUCACAGCUGGUAGCUGUUUGGGUGACGACAUCGUUUCCCCCCACCGCAUUUGAAACUUUGAACAAUUCCGUUCGGAAAUACGACUCUCUUCGGGGAAAGUACCUUGCUGCUCACUCGGACUGUCUUCGACUCUGUCAGAGUCGAAACGAGCUAGAAACCCUUCUUCGCUGGGUCUCUAGCAGCAAGCGGGACCUUACUGCGGGCUUUCAGAACAGUGUACUGGUAAAGGAUAAGCCUCACACACGAGACUCACUGUUGGAGAAUCGAUCGAUGAUAUCCUCGAAUUUCUUGACCGGAAUCAAGCGCAAAUCAAACAGCGACAUGGCCCACGUGCUGAACCAGGAGCUCCUAAGCGAGGAUAAAGCCGCUGCAUCCGCGGAGGAUCAAUUGAAGCUUGCUUAUGCUUGCUAUCUUCGACUGAACUGCAGCAUCGCAGAGCUCAGAAAGACAGACGCCUGGAAGUAUUCUCCUGGUAGUUUCUGGGAGGUCGAGGCUCUUUGUUCAGCCUACCAGAAAUUCCAAAAGGAUAAAGUUGUCAUGAUGGAAGACCCGAUGGACUGGUCGGGUGGCGGUCAACGGGAACAACUGCUGGGUGCUGCUCUCCGGAAAUGCAAAGAGCUGUUCCCUUCCGUCUCGGCGACUUUCUUUUCCAAAAGGUCGCUGAGCAAGUCCAAAGCAGAAAGACGCGGAAGUGGGAGCAAGGACCCCCCUAGUCAGCUGGCUGGAAAGAAGCGAUCGUUCGAAGUGCAGGUACCCGAUAACCUAAAGCCCGGUGAUACCUUCACGACAACAAUCAUGGCUGGUGAGACGGCGAAGAAAGUGAAGCUUACAGUCCCCGAGGGAGACGUUGACGUGCUGCGUUUUUCGAUUGACGAGAGCACGGACGUAACAGAGAAAUAG